Messenger RNA from Anguilla rostrata (American eel), 2023 nucleotides. RefSeq lists its product as uncharacterized. The transcript is spliced from 2 exons. The coding region runs from base 316 to 1062 and encodes 248 amino acids. The record is from RefSeq and is a predicted model, not a curated record. Lineage: Eukaryota; Metazoa; Chordata; Actinopteri; Anguilliformes; Anguillidae.
CUUCUAUUUCUUUCCAAUCGCGUGCUUUGCCCCAUCCAUGUUUUACCAAUCAAAUCUCCCCUUCUCUGCAGCAACGGAGCUUUUAAACGCAUCGCGGUAGAAUCCAAUGACAGUGACAGCAUUCAAGAAUGCAGUGGAAUAUCGCAUGAUUCUCAAGGGCCCCUGGGAAGCUUCCUCGAUGAACUCGACACCCUGCUCAGCUCCUUCCCAGAGGAUAGCACCCCACUGAUCCUCCUGGGAGACUUCAACAUCCACCUUGAUGCCUCCCACUCCGCAGCCUUCCUGCCCCUACUCCACUCAUUCGACCUCUCCCUGAUGCACUCCCCACCAACACACAAGGCUGGCAACCUCUUAGACCUGGUCAUCCUGAGGAAUUGCUCCUCUUCCGAUCCCACAGUGACCCCUCUGCACCAGUCCGACCACCACUUAAUUUCCUUCUCCCUCCCUCUUGCUCCCCUCCCUCCCUCCCCUCCAUCCACUCCUACUGUCAUGGUCCGCCGUAACCUCCGCUCCCUCUCUCCCUCCUCUCUCGCUUCUAGUGUCACUGCUUCACUCCCCCCUCUUGAAUCCUUCUCCAACCUUCCCACUGACUCUGCAUCCUCCGCUCUGUCUUCCUCGCUCUCCUCAGCACUAGACUCUCUCUGUCCUCUAGUCUCCAGGCCGGCACGCUCAUCCCCUCCCAGUCCGUGGAUGUCUGACCCCCUCCGACCCAACCGGGCCAGCCUACGUGCAGCGGGGAGGAAGUGGAGGAAAUCCAUGGCUCAAUCUGACCUGUCUGCCUACCAGUCUCGGCUAGCAGCAUUUUCUACUGCUGUAACCUCUGCUAAAAUUAAUUAUCAAACAAAAAUUCAUAAAUCUGCCUCUAACCCUCAUCAACUCUUCUCCAUUUUCUCUUCUCUCCUCAGCACUCCUCUCCCACCUCAGUCCUCCCUCGCUGCAGAUGACUUCACGGUUUUCUUCGAUGAGAAGAUUGCAGACAUCCGCAGCUCCUUCACGUCCACCGCCACCCUCCCCCCUCUCUGUUCCCUCCCCUUGUUUCUCCACUUUCUCUCCCCUCACUGACUCUGAUGUUUCCCAGCUCCUACUCUCCCACCACCCUACCACCUGUGCUCUUGACCCUAUCCCUUCCUCUCUCCUCCAGACUAUCACACCUGACAUCCUCCCGUUUGUCACCUCCCUUGUGAACUCCUCCUUGUCUUCUGGAUGUUUCCUCUCUUCCUUCAAGCUGGCUCACAUCACCCCACUGCUGAAAAAGCCCACUCUGGAUCCCUCUGUCAUCCAGAACUACCGUCCUGUUUCCCUUCUCCCUUUUUUAUCCAAAACAAUUGAACAAGCUGCUUCUAACCAACUCUCCUCUUUCCUCUUGCUGAACAACCUCCUAGACCCCCACCAGUCCGGCUUCAGACCUGGCUACUCGACAGAGACCGCACUCCUCUCGGUCAGUGAGUCGCCUCACGCCGCACAAGCAGCCUCCCAUUCGUCCGUCCUGAUCCUCCUAGACCUUUCUGCUGCCUUCGACACAGUCGACCACCCCAUCCUUCUGUCCUCCCUGGCAGCUAUGGGGAUCUGUGGCACAGCACUAGACUGGAUCGAGUCCUACCUCUCCGGUCGCUCCUUCUGAGUCGCCUGGGCUGGUGCAGUAUCGGCACCUCGCCCCCUUGCCACAGGAGUUCCCCAGGGCUCAGUCCUUGGUCCCCUCCUAUUCUCCCUGUACACCCAAUCUCUUGGUCCUGUAAUCUCUGCCCAUGGUUUGUCUUUAUUAUGCCGAUGACACCCAACUCUUUCUCUCCUUCCCCCCCGUGACACACAGGUCUCCGCUCGCAUCUCUGCUUGCCUGAGGGACAUCCAGAGCUGGAUGGAUAACCACCAUCUUAAGCUGAACCCAGGUAAGACAGAGAUGAUCUUCAUCCCUGCUCCAUCCUCUAACCUCCUUGACCUUUCUAUCUCCCUAGGGGACACUGUGGUGUCAUCAUCACCCACCGCAAAAAACCUCGGAGUGGUGAUGGACAACAGACUGUCCCUC